Molecule: messenger RNA, 3483 nt
Organism: Prorocentrum cordatum
Lineage: Eukaryota; Dinophyceae; Prorocentrales; Prorocentraceae
Source: the annotation of a GenBank genome assembly
AUGCCUGCGUCGCUGGAGCAGGUUCGGGCCCCGCCCAGGCUGCCGGCGGCGGGGCUGCCGGCGGCGGGGCUGCCGGCGGCGGGCGCGGCCGCGCUCGGGGAUUCUUGGAGGGACGCGCUUGCGGCCCAGCUCGCCGAGGCCGUCCUCGAGCAAGUCGAGUGCAGGGCGGCGGCCGCGGAGGAGUCGCUGUGGCUUCGCGGGCAGCAGGAGAUCUGCUCCAUCAGGGAAGAGCACGCAGCCCAGAAGCACCAGAUGCAGCACCAGCUGUCGACCUGCGCCGAGAUCUGCCGCGGCCUGGAGCAGGAGAACGCCGUGCUCCGCAGGGGAAUUGAGGUGAUCGUGAAGCACCUCGGCCAGGUCCGCGCCUCGCAUGCGCCGGCGCCGGCGCCGCGGAGCGCCGGGCCAGCACUGGGGCACGCGGCGGCGCGCUACCGGCGGGCGCAGCUGCCGGGGCUGGCCGAUGCGCGGCGGCUGGCUGCAUCGGAGGAGCCGCUUCCGUCGGUAGGUCGGGCAUCGAGGGCCGAGGAGGUCGGGGAGGUCGGGGAGGUCGGGGAGGCCCUCGGGGCGCCUGGGCCGCUGGGCGCCGUGCCUCUCUCCGUGCCCGCCCCGUUUCCCCCUCGGUCAGGGCAGGGGCCGCCGGACAACCCCGAGGGCGCUGACCAGUCGGGCACGGCGCCUCCCGGCUGUGGGCCACCGCCGCGGGCCGGGCCGCCGGCCGGGCCACCGCGGGGAGCCAUGGACCCGCCGCCCCGCGGCCAGGCGCCGCAGCAGCCCGACGUCCCGGCGGGCGCCGCGCGCCAGUUCGCCCCGAUACCCGCGGCGGCCCGCGGCAGCCUCGCUGUGGAAGGUCGGGCGGGCGCCGUCCCCGAGGCGGCAGACGGUCCGGCAGCGGGCAUGUCCGCCGUGGAGGUGGCCGACACGAGGCUGACAGACAGGCCGAAGGGCUUCAACGGCAAGGACGAGGACAGGCAUGAGUGGAACAUGAUGACCCGCGCCUGCGCGAGCGCGAUAUCGGACCAACUGCUGUACCUCAUGGGUGAGGCGAAGACGGCGGAUAACGCUGCGAACGCGGUCCUCGAACGAGAUAAGGACAGGUACGUGAACAAUCCGUUGUACUACAUCUUGGCACUGUGGCUCGAGAGGCAGCUGGCAGACCUUCACGAGGUCAAGGUGGUGACGAGGACGACGGGCCUCUACCAGCAGAUCCUCAACUUCGGUUUCGAUUCGGACCACCUCCCGAACGAGCUCGGGAGGUUCGAGAAGGUCUUUCGUCAGUACGAGUAUGUUGCGGACAAGGAGGCGUAUGAAAAUUUGCGGAUCGGAAUCGUGAGCCAGAUUUUCAGGCAGGGCGAGAUGUUGAGGAACCUGAUCAUGAACUCGGGUUGGUUUGACACAGAUGGGAAGAUCAGGGAUGGGACAUCGAAGGUCUUCAGGACUGAGAGGUGCUUGAUCCAGGGCAGCGCGCCAAUAGACGUCGGGGCAGUGGACGGGCUAAAGACUUGCGGCGACAUCUGCGGGCAGCCCGGCCAGCGCCAGGUCCUCGACGUUGAUGGCGAGGUCUUGGUGACCCACGCAGUUCGCGGCUUCUUCGGCGAGAAAAGCGAGAUCGUCCAGUUGGAGAGUGGGGCGGCCCCGUUCGUCAUCAUCGCGUGCUCGGCCGAGAUCGUCGCGCAGGUCGUUGCCUAUGCUGGGCAGUCCAGGCUCGUCUUCAAGUCCGGCGGUGAAGCGGCAGUUUCAGAGGUCCGCCGGACGGGCUGGCAGAUCGCGGCGACGCCAGAGGAGAGUCCUGUCGGCGACUCCAAGACGAACGGCUACGUCGAGAAGGAGAUCUGGGAUGCCCAGAGUCUCGCGAAGCUGCGCGGGGAUAUGCUCCAGGCAGCUGAUCUUUUCAUGGUCUGCGAACUUCCUUACGCGUCGCAUCUGCUGGAUCGCUCCCGGCGGUCGGGCGGCAGGGCGGCGUUCGAGAGGUGGAAGGGUCGGCCCUGCCGCGGGCGUCUGCUGGAUCCCGGGGUGGUGGUUAUGCUCUUCGCGGUGGCUGACGGCGAGCGCGAUCGGAAACCUGACAUGCGCUUCUAUGCGGGCAUGUACGUGGGGCUUGUCGACCGCGCGGACGAGGUCAUCGUCCUCGUCAUGAUUGGCUACUUCGUGGCCAUCGCCCAUCGGGGGCACCCAGAGGAGCAGGGGCUCCCAUGGCUGGGGCCCCACCAGGCUGGUGGCGAUGCAGAGACCGUCCUGCCGUUCGUGGCAGCUGCGCCGAUCGUUCCUGCGGACAGGCAGCCUCCGCCAGAGUUCGAGUUCAGGCUGCAACUGCAGGCGCUGCCGGGCUGCCAGGGGAACCAAGCCCGCAGUUGUCCGCUCCGAGGCGUCUCAGCUGGCGUGGAGCAGGCGGUGGCUGCUAACGCUGACUUGGCGCCGUGUCUGCUAGGAGGCGCCGAGGGGGCGAUGCACCCGCUGGGCAGGCAGCCCCUGCGACGCCAGUUCUGGAGCGCCGGCCGCUGCGCCGCGAUGACAGCAUCCUACCAGGACGGUGGCGACGUCGCGAGGAUGGAGGACCUGGGCCCCUUCGUGACGGGCGCCGACGCCGACCUGCCCAAGGUCGGCGGCAUCGAGAUCGAACGCUGUGUAAUCAGCAGGGGCGGCGAGCCCGGUGUCUUCGAGGCCAUCUGGCGCGGCGAAAUCCUAGCCCGCGCCUUCGAGUUGGGGUUGGCGCCCGGCAAGAAGCCCUUGUCUCUCAUUGGCUCGCUUCGCGGCACCGUGUGGACUGGCUUCCUGAGCUCUGGCCAGGCCGAGGAGGAGACCGUCGGCGACUUUGCGCGGGUGGCGCUCGUGUGCGCGGACGCGUGCGCCAUGGCGCCGUGCGCGGCGAGAUCAUGGGGCGCCGAGGCCAUCCAGGGUCUCAGCGAACUCCAAGUGGCCAACGACUGGUGCGAGGCCGGCCAGACCAUCGCUCUGCGCGGCGACGGGGCUCGGGGAAUUCCAGUGCCGAAGUCGGGGCGGCGGGCGCCGCCGGCGCCGCCGCUUGCUGGGCGGUGCCGCGGCCCGCGAGGCCAACGGCCCGCCUGCGCUCGCAUCGGCGCGGCCACCUCCGUCGACGGAUUGGGCGCGGGCUGCGCGGUCGACGCCGAGUCGCGCGAGAUGUUGCGCCUGCCCGAGAAUGCGCGGCGCAUCUACGACCGCGUCGCUGGCGCGCAGUUGCUUCCAGAUCUGGCGGCGGCGGCGUGCAGGAGUGAUAUUGAAAUCUUUCGUUGCCUUCCGGUCUGCAAGGAGGUCGGCGCCUCGGAGGCGCGGGGGCCGCGGGUCAUCGACGCAAGGCGGUUCGAUGUGAACGCAGGUGAUAGGGCCAACGUGAAUGUGAGUUCGCAGCUGUGGUCGAUGGAGUUCGCGCGGCAGAAUCAUUGGCUCGAGGAGGCCUUCGCGGGCGCGCCGCCGUGGGGGCGCGUCGAGAUGGCGCCGGGCGGGGCCGCGACCGGCGCCGAGCGCUAG